AUGGCUCCUGGUGGGGGCUCCAGAAGACAAUCAGAUGAUGAACAGGAUGGUAAUGGUGAGCAAAGGCCAUCUUAUCAAAGAGCCAAUAGUGUAGACGAAGUAUCGGGGCAAGCACCUGCCAUUGUCACCACCUUUUUAGGCGAAUGUUUUUGUGCAGAUGGCCUCCCUGUUCCACAAGAACUGAUUGAAAAUCAAAGAAGAGUCAAUAAGGAAGUGGCUCGUGUCAUUCGUGACAUUGGAGAUCGUUUAGCGAAUGAUACCACUUUGAACAAUUUGAUAUCACAAGUAGUUGUCUCCAAAGACACUGCUUUUGAUACAUUUCUUCAAGUUGGGGCUCAGAUAUUUAAGAGGCUGUCUCUCUUAUUUCCACCCGGUCAAUUUUGCGUCAAAAAUAAUUUUGCCUGAAACUCUGUUAACAGAAAGACUUUACCUAGGAAAGAACUAAAUUAGAUUUGAUUUGAUUCGAAAUAAUUUUCUGACUGCAUUACGGGCCAUAAUUAUUUCCCAGUCCGUAGGGACCGUCGCAACGUCUCGAAAAUUGAAAAAUAGGCAUAUUUUGUAACGUUGUAAAAUAUUUGAUUCGCAUAGUUAAGCUACCGAAUUUAUAUCAGAUUGCUUAAAAACCUUUCUAGUUUGCCAAGAAAGUUAGAAUUUGCCCUCUCAACAUAUUUGAAAAGGCGAAUUUUAGCAUAUUUUGACCACUAGAAAUCGCCAUCGGCCGAUGGCCGUAAAUAACCUUGAUUUAGACGCUAAGUUUUGGGAUUUGGGACCUGGUUGACGAUUCUAUCCUACACAGCCGUUAAGUUUAGACCUUUAUAGGCAAAAAUAUGCAAAAACCCCUGUACGUUUUCGAUUUUUCAAAAGUUAUGACCGUUUGAAUCAGCACAUGUACGAGCAUUCGCGAUUUUUUCGCCUACACCAAAAUCGAACCACUGGAGCAGAUUUCGUCAUAAAUACAGCUUACCCGCUUUGCAGCCCGGCUUCAUGGCUCACUUCAGAGUUUUUCUAAUAACCAAAUUGGUGAAAUCCAUGAUAACUUCAACAAAUAGCUAGGUAUUGCCUUCGAAAAGUAGGCGGCAUCCAUCGUGAUUCGUGGUAUCAAAACAAAUGCCGGAAUUGGCCACAUUUCGCGGUGAAUCACCCAUUUAACAUCGCUGCAGAGCUGAAUUUUUUCCAAAAUCAGAAUAUAAACUCUCCAUGUCUGGAAGCUGAGGGAGAAAUGAAGGUUUUAGGCUUCUGAAGUGAAGAAAUAAUCGCUUAAAUUUAGAUCCAGUUCGAUGUUAUACUGUUCUCACAAAGGUCCGCACAAAAGAGAAGACCGCUGAUAGCUUGUGCCGUACAUUGCGCCAUAUGGUUUUGUUUUGUAUCCCAAAGUAAUAUUUGGGCAGAAAAAUUUUGGAUGAAAAGAAUAAAUGCUUUUACCUGGAGUUUGAUAUCAUAUAAUUAAUAAAUCAAUUUCAAAUAUCCUGAGCUUGCUUCUCCUUCGGUUCCGCGUCGAUUGUGUCCACAGAACAGCAACCUGUCAAUAGCCGGAGAAAUCAUGGGUUUAUGUGAAAUUUCAGAUAUUCCUCGCUUCCCAAACUGGUGAACUGGACUUUAUGAUAACUCCAGCAAACACCUCCAAAAUUCAGCGGUCGGCAUCUGUCGAUACUCUUCUUUGACUCGUUGUUGCGAACUAAACUCGAAAACUAAAGCCAUGUUUCGCGCUUAAUGUCCCGUUGAAACUUUGGAUUGCAGCUGCAUUCUCUUCAAGAAUCAGUCAUAGAACUCCACUUGUAAGUCUAUGUGUCGAAGUUUGGCGUUUUGGAAUUUAAAGCUGAACGAUUGCACUAUCGCGCAUAACAGAGGUCCGCAUUAAUCAUUGCGGGUGAACCCGCUAACCCUUUAUUUUUUUUGGAAGGCCUGCAAGUGUAGUAUGGCAUGCAAGUGCUUUUUCGAAACCAGAGAGGCUUCAGUCUGUAGCGAGUCUUCAGCGAGGUUGUUAAAGCUUUCAUUGGACAGAGGAUACGCAUUGACGAAACACCCAGUGAAGGGAACAACAGCUGCAGUAAGAAUAGUAGACGAAUCAAAGAACACUCUCUGUAUAAAUAAGAUUGAGCAUUUUAGUAGCUUCCACAACUUCGAUUCGAAUAUGGAGAUAUCGGUCUGAGAGUUUGGAAAUGUUAUGGCAUCGGUAAAGGGAAGUACAUUCCAUAUGACGUAAUUUAUAUCAAGCACCAAGGUCAAACGUCCCUUCAAACCAUAGAAUCUCAAGGGUUUUAUGAUCCUCCUGAAAAGCGUGUGGUCAAGCGUCGUUCAAAGGGCAGCAAGGAAACAGAGAGUACAACGCCAUUGUUUGAAUGCUCUGUGUUUGGAUGCGUUGAAGUGUUCGAAACCUUUUCGCAGCUGGAGCUGCACCUGGACGUUGGAAAGCAUACAGUUAGCAGGUUAAAGCCAGUAUGAUGCAAUCAAAAGGGACUGGGCCCUUAAGUUCUCGUCGAUAGAUACCGCUGGUAUCGAGUGUUCGAGCUGUUCGUUAGAUUCUAGUACACCACUCACUUCUCCCGUGGAUACUUCGCCCCACUCGUCUUUACGAACAGGAUGGGCCGUAAGCAAACCAAGGGGCAGCGUUAGAUUUUCAGAGAAGGUAAAAGAAUACCUAACGGCACGGUUUAAACUUGGAGAAAGAACUGGGCGAAAGGCCGACCCCGCCCAAGUUGCAGUGGACAUGCGAAAUGCGAAAAAUGAAUCAAAUGCACGUUUGUUCACUAGAGAACAGUGGCUGACAAAGAACCAAGUUCAGAGCUUUUUCUCCCGGCUAGCAGCAAUGCAGCGAAAAGAUCAGGGUGUGAUCGGGAUAUCACUGGAUAAGGAGGAAGAUAUCCAAUGCGUCCAGGAAAAUUCCGAGAGAUAAGAUCUGGUAGGCAAAGUUAACAAAGAGAUCAAAGUCUCACAUCCAAUCUGCUACGAUACGUAGGACCUCUGUGAACGUUACCACAAUAACACACUUCAGAAAUUCAAUGUGGUUUUGUUGAGAGCCAUCUGUAGUCAUUUUGAGAUCCCUGUAAAAUUGAGAGACAAAAAACAGAUCCUCAUAGACAAACUGUCGGACGUGAUUAGUGAUUGUCAGUGUGUUUCUCAGUAGACUUAUGUAAACAAUGUCUUAUACGGUGGCUGAAAGUGUAGAAUAUGCUCUACAGAUACAAACUACCUUUACUUCCGAUAUCAAGUUCUGACGGCGUUGUUAUAGUGUAAUAUAUUAUAAUAUCUAGUAGUCAGUGAAAUGUUUUGAUGAAAUCGAUUGAAAAUUUACCAAAAGCAACACUUAUAACAUCUGUUCAUACGAAGCAUGUGUCAAGUUUUUAACACGUUGGCAGCCGAUUUCUCGGGCUAUUGACAGGUUGCUGUUCUGUGGACACAAUCGACGCGGAACCGAAGGAGAAGCAAGCUCAGGAUAUUUGAAAUUGAUUUAUUAAUUAUAUGAUAUCAAACUCCAGGUAAAAGCAUUUAUUCUUUUCAUCCAAAAUUUUUCUGCCCAAAUAUUACUUUGGGAUACAAAACAAAACCAUAUGGCGCAAUGUACGGCACAAGCUAUCAGCGGUCUUCUCUUUUGUGCGGACCUUUGUGAGAACAGUAUAACAUCGAACUGGAUCUAAAUUUAAGCGAUUAUUUCUUCACUUCAGAAGCCUAAAACCUUCAUUUCUCCCUCAGCUUCCAGACAUGAAGAGUUUAUAUUCUGAUUUUGCAAAAAAUUCAGCUCUGCAGCGAUGUUAAAUGGGUGAUUCACCGCGAAAUGUGGCCAAUUCCGGCAUUUGUUUUGAUACCACGAAUCAGGAUGGAUGCCGCCUACUUUUCGAAGGCAAUACCUAGCUAUUUGUUGAAGUUAUCAUGGAUUUCACCAAUUUGGUUAUUAGAAAAACUCUGAAGUGAGCCAUGAAGCCGGGCUGCAAAGCGGGUAAGCUGUAUGUAUGACGAAAUCUGCUCCAGUGGUUCGAUUUUGGUGUAGGCGAAAAAAUCGCGAAUGCUCGUACAUGUGCUGAUUCAAACGGUCAUAACUUUUGAAAAAUCGAAAACGUAGGGGUUUUUGCAUAUUUUUGCCUAUAAAGGUCUAAACUUAACGGCUGUGUAGGAUAGAAUCGUCAACCAGGUCCCAAAUCCCAAAACUUAGCGUCUAAAUCAAGGUUAUUUACGGCCAUCGGCCGAUGGCGAUUUCUAGUGGUCAAAAUAUGCUAAAAUUCGCCUUUUCAAAUAUGUUGAGAGGGCAAAUUCUAACUUUCUUGGCAAACUAGAAAGGUUUUUAAGCAAUCUGAUAUAAAUUCGGUAGCUUAACUAUGCGAAUCAAAUAUUUUACAACGUUACAAAAUAUGCCUAUUUUUCAAUUUUCGAGACGUUGCGACGGUCCCUACGGACUGGGAAAUAAUUAUGGCCCGUAAUGCAGUCAGAAAAUUAUUUCGAAUCAAACCAAAUCUAAUUUAGUUCUUUCCUAGGUAAAGUCUUUCUGUUAACAGAGUUUCAGGCAAAAUUAUUUUUGACGCAAAAUUGACCGGGUGGAAAUAAGAGAGACAGCCUCUUAACGAUGGUAGAGUAAAUUGGGGACGAAUAGUGACUCUUUUCUACUUUGGCUACGUAGCAUUACAAGUCAUCAACCAAAUACCACUCAUCAUAUUGGGUGGGUGUGUGAAUUUAUCAAGGACCGCUUGGCCAAGUGGAUUUUUGAACAAGGAGGAUGGGUGAGUCUUGGUUUGUUUUUGGUUUUUUUAAUCCAGUAUGAAUGUCUGCCAUAUGAAAAAUGUCUGUAUGGUUUUCACUCAGCAUUUACCAGUUUUGUGAGAUUAUUAACAAGUAGGGAAAGUUUGUAAUCCAGUGAGGCAUUUAUUCUUUAAUUUAAUACACUGCUAUCAGCUAAUGUUUGUGCAGUUUGUUGUAAAAAAAAAAACAAAAAACAAAACAAAAAAAAACUCUACAGGCAUAUAUUAAAGUUCAGUUAAAGUUCAGUUCAGUUCUACAGGCAUCUUGCGCACCUUGUCAUGUCAGAGAAUAUUGCUUAUAGCAUUGCCAUGUACCCAGCUGUUGUUACUGAUGUCUUGGAAUUGAAGCUAUUGAUAAUAGCAGUAUGGCAUAAGAUGCUGUUCCAAAAUGGCAAAACAAUACAUAAACCCUGCUGAUUCCCAGAAGUGAUUAACAUGUUAUGUCUCCUCAUAAUAUCUGUAUAUUGUCCAGCCAAUAAGUAAUGAGAAUACUCAAACUUAUCAAGAAGUUAUCUUGAUCUAACAUGAAAUUCUCAUAACUAAUUUACAAGGAAAUGUGUAGCAGUUAGAGGGGAGGAUUAGCAAUCAGAUCUGGGGAGUUAAAAGGGUUAAAUCUUUAUAAAUCUUGCAUAACUUUCAUUUGUGAAAUUUUAGUUCUCCCACUCAAAACUAAUGUAAAGCUCCUUUUUUUCUCCACACCUGUUUCAAGUACUGUAUCUUUUGUGCUCUUAUCAAAAAGCUCUUUCCUUUUUGCAGGAAUCUGUGGUUGAUUACUUCAAGGCUUUGAGAAAGAUUGAGGCACGAUGUUGAGGUUUACUUUAGUCUUCAGCUGUAUCUGUGCUCUCAGCUUUUACCUGUUAUAUUGUAAACAGUAGUCGAUCAUCAACGAGGAAGGUCUCAGACAGUAAAAUGAUAUUUCUGUUUAGCCUUUGCAACAAAUUUCACUUUGUGAAUGUGAAAUAUUUUGUAAUUUACAUUGCUUUAAGGUUUGAGAGACAGUUAAGAAAGUACCUGCUGGCAUACCCCAUGCUUUUAAUGAUUUAUUUUUAAACACUUAUGGAUGUGUGCCAUAAGAUCUUAGAAUCACAAGACAGAUGUUGAUUGUAAUAUUAUUAUAACCAAAAUUGUAAAUUAAAUGUUAAUUACUAGUAUAGCCUCAUUAGCUGAUAUGAUUCCAUAGGGACGACUGAUUGUCAAGAAAAUUACAGUAUUUUUACUUUCGAGCAGAAUAAUGGCACUGGUGAUUGUAUCUUUCUUUGACCCUUUCACUCCCAGCAGUGACUAAGACAUAAUUUCUCCUUAGAGCAUGAACACAAUUCAAGCAGCCAUGUAAAGAGAAUUGCAAAAAAUAGUAAUUGGUGGAUUAUCAUUUGCUCCAACACCAAAUUCUCAAAAGAAACUUAAUAUGAAAUAUAUAGCCUGCAGCAGACAGUAAGGUGAAUUUUUAUCAAGAUAUUGAGAGUGAAAGAGUUAACUGAAUACCCAGAAAUGUCAGUCAGUUUCUUUGUGGCCACAACGAAGAAAUUCUUGAGUAUUGUCUGA
This is a messenger RNA of Pocillopora meandrina, 6269 nucleotides long. Lineage: Eukaryota; Metazoa; Cnidaria; Anthozoa; Scleractinia; Pocilloporidae. The record is from the annotation of a GenBank genome assembly.